Molecule: messenger RNA, 3135 nt
Organism: Larimichthys crocea (large yellow croaker)
Lineage: Eukaryota; Metazoa; Chordata; Actinopteri; Sciaenidae
Gene: wnt4
Product: wingless-type MMTV integration site family, member 4
Exons: 6
Coding region: 590-1648 (352 amino acids)
Biological process (GO): neuron differentiation; cell fate commitment; canonical Wnt signaling pathway
Cellular component (GO): extracellular region
Molecular function (GO): frizzled binding; cytokine activity
Source: RefSeq, a predicted model, not a curated record
CUCUCCUCUGCCAGACUCACCGAGAGACGGUGGUGUGCGAGGAGGGCCCGUGCGUAUUUACGCUCAGAGUGUGUGUGCAUGUGUCGGGGGAGAGUUGGAGAGCACCGCGGCGCACUGACAGGAGAGCCCUGCUUGUCUUAAGAGCGGGACCCGGCCAGGCGGGUGAUAAAGCCUCCAGAGAGAAGGAAGAACCGGCCGAGAGCUCUUUCAUUUUGUUUUUUUAUUUGACUGCCUCUCCACGCGCUCUCUCGGCUGCCGUUAACGCGCAGCUGAGAAGGAAAGCAAACAAGUUGAUUAAGAAGAAGGGUCCGAUUCAGCCCGAGCGGCUCCAGAGUUUUGAUCGUAUUUUUAGCAUCCCUCUUUCCCCCCCUUCUCCCCGUCCCUUCAGAGCGCGGAGUGUCUGAAGGAGGGGACGGGAGAACCGGGCGGACGGACCGUGAAGCUGCGCGCCUCUCCGGUGGAUGAUCCACUUGGAUGCGGGACGAUGGAUUAACAGCCUGCCCUGCCGCUGCUUCUUUUUCACCGCCGACCCCCUGUCCACCUCGGGAUUAUUUCAGCUCUCACCGACCUCCCCGACCUCCCUCUCGAGAUGACCGAGGAAUAUGUUUUGCGGUGCGUCCUGAUGCUCUGCUGUGCGCUCCUCUCGGCCAACGCGAGUAACUGGCUGUACCUGGCCAAGCUGUCAUCAGUGGGAAGCAUCAGGGAUGAGGAGACCUGCGAGAGGUUACGAGGCCUCAUCCAGAGACAGGUUCAGAUCUGUAAGCGCAGUGUGGAGGUGAUGGAUGCCGUGCGUCGUGGAGCCCAGCUAGCAAUUGACGAGUGUCAGUUCCAGUUUCGUAACCGACGAUGGAACUGCUCCACUCUGGAGACCAUGCCUGUGUUUGGCAAAGUGGUCACCCAGGGCACUCGUGAGGCAGCCUUUGUGUAUGCCAUCUCAGCAGCCAGUGUGGCGUUUGCGGUCACAAGGGCCUGCAGCAGCGGAGAGCUGGAAAAAUGUGGCUGUGACCACAAUGUACAUGGAGUCAGCCCAGAGGGGUUCCAGUGGUCGGGCUGCAGUGAUAACAUUGCGUAUGGAGUGGCAUUUUCACAGUCCUUUGUGGACGUGAGGGAAAGGAGUAAAGGCCAGUCCUCCAGUCGGGCUCUCAUGAACCUGCACAACAACGAGGCUGGCAGGAAGGCUAUCCUGUCCCACAUGCGUGUGGAGUGCAAAUGUCAUGGCGUGUCCGGCUCCUGUGAGGUGAAGACCUGCUGGAAAGCCAUGCCGCCCUUCCGCAAAGUGGGCAAUGUCAUCAAGGAAAAGUUUGAUGGCGCCACUGAGGUGGAGCAGCGCAAGGUGGGCACCACCAAAGUCCUGGUGCCUCGAAACUCGCAGUUCAAACCUCACACAGAUGAAGAUCUGGUCUACCUGGACCCCAGUCCAGAUUUCUGCGACUAUGACCCGCGCACGCCGGGUAUGCUGGGUACAGUGGGCCGCCAGUGCAACAGAACCUCAAAGGCCAUCGAUGGCUGCGAGCUUAUGUGCUGUGGCCGCGGCUUCCAGACACAGGAGGUGGAGGUGGUGGACAGGUGCAGCUGUAAGUUCCACUGGUGCUGUUAUGUCAAAUGCAAACAGUGCCGCAAAAUGGUGGAGAUGCACACUUGCCGGUGAUGGGAGUUGGGGGGUUACAGAGGGCACUGCUGAUGAACAAAUGAACGCCCCACAUUUCAACUCCAAGGCCAAAGGGAGCAAGGAGGACUUGUGAAGCUCCCUCUUCUCCAGCUUGAAACCACCCCACCCUCUUACUACUGGUCAACGGAAACAGACUAAGUGGCUGAGAGGUCAAAUGUCAUCCUAUUCAUUUUAUGCCAACGUAAUGGAUAUCAUUAGAUUAUGCAUGGGAUUUCCUACAAAGCUACAGAGGCAGUUUGUUUCUUCUCAAGUAGAGGGCAUCUUUCACUUUCUGUCUCCCUCCCUCACUCUCAUAUUUGCUUUGUCAUUGAUGCUUCUUAUUUUUGUAAUGUUUAACUUAUUUGUUGAGACUGAGGAGAUUGACGGAAGUUUGGACCUAGAAGGAGGGGACAGAUGAGUGGAGAUAAUAAGGGACAAACUGGACCCAUGGGUGGGCAGAUGGGUGGGUUGGGGUCAAAGGGUCGGGGUGGGGUCAAGAGGAGGGUUGUUUGCCCUCUGCCCUUGCUGCUGCUGCUGCUGCUGCUGCUUCGGGGACUCACUUUGAGUGCUGGAUGUCAAAAAAAAAGGGAGACGCUGAGUCUGUCAGAGGACGGACUCGAACAACAAAGAGGAGUGUGUCACAGGCGGACUUUCUGUGAUUUUCUUCCUGAGUGUACAUGGCUGUGCUGCGCUGAGGUUCAGUUGCUGUUGAGUCAUUUAUUUUACCCCCUGCAAUGCCCUGAUGCUGCUCCACUCACACACACUCUCUCUUUCUGUCAGAGGGAGGUUGAUGAUGGACAGGUGAAAGCCACUGUCAGCUCCUUCCUGUCUUUUCUGUAGGCCCGUAGCACUGGCAGGAGAUGGGCAUGAGACACACAAAACACACACAUACAAACAUCUGUAUAUCCACAGCUGCUAAUGGGGUUAGCAACCAGAAGCGUUAUGUCAAAACAGUUUCCAGAUCAGAUUUAAACAUGAUUUGUCACCAUUUCAGAACAUCUUGUGUGCUCAUUUAGAUCAAUGCUGAUCUUUGAGUUAGGAUGCCAUCUGCCAAAUGCUGGUUGGCUUAAUGCAAACACGAGUAAACACACAGAGACUUGCAUGCACCGGCAAAUACACACAAUGUAAACACACACAGAACACAAAGGGGUCUGCCAGAGGGUCACCGAGCAUGUUCACCAUGCAUGAUGACUGAAGCACUUUCUCUCCGAGCGCACAUAGAGCCCUCGCCCCACAGCAAGAGACAUCUCACAAUAUAUUCAAUUCCCCAUUCCUCUCUCUCUCAUACACACACACAUUCACAUUUCCCAUGCCACUGUGAGGACUCUAUUGUUGUCUUGUACCACCACCAUAAAGCCAAGCUUUCCUAUAAUAACGUGCUAUCAUUAUAGAGACAUACUGUAGAUCUGUAAAGACUUAUACACUGAAGAAGACUAUACUGCCUAUGAAUGUAUGUUAAUACGGAAUAUAUGCUGUGUGAAAAAUGA